CCGUCGAAGAGCUUGUCCCUCUCCCAUAAAACGAAGCGGGAAGGGCUGCGUCGAAAGUGGCGAAUGAGAGGCUGGGGGAGGAAAGUGGCGGGAACAGAAACGAGGGCCGGCCCCUCACUCCCGCCGCGUCGCGCGCCCACCCGCCCGCUCUGAAGGGAACUCCGGGCUCCCGAGGCGGCUUCUCGCCCUAGAAGCGGAGUUGAACCGAAAGGGACUCGGCGAGGGCUAAAAAAAACCGGCUGUCCCUUCGCGUCCGAGGCCCCGGAGCAAAGGCCCAGGGGGUCCCCCCUGCAGCCCUCCCCCUCAGCGCGCACCUCCAGCUGCUUUGCUUUCCGGAGGAUCCCGCUCUCGUUUGGACGGAGGCUUCCCCGACCAGCCGCUCACCCCCAUCCCCAAAUGGGCAGGUUUCCCCAAAGCCGCUCAGGAGGCGAUUCCCUGCUCCUCCUCCUCCUCCUCCUGCGCUCUUCCCCCUCCCUCCUCCUCCUCCUCCUCCUCCCCUCCCUCCCUCCCUCCCGCGCGAAGGCAGAGCACGCCGCCGCCGCCGCGGCUGCCAAUGCGCCAGGCUGGCGGCGCAGGAGGAGGAGAUGACGCAAAGGGCCGCGCGCUCCCCCCAAAAAAGUGGCGCUGCCGCCACCGCCGCCGCCGCUUCUCCCGGACGAAGAUGGCGGCAACUUAGCGCAGGGCCCCAAGAUGACGGUGGCCCCCGGCUGGCGGCAGGAGGCAGCCCAACCCGCGCUCAGAGACGCCGCCGGGGAGCGGACCCGGAGGAAACCUCAGCCACGCAGUGAGCGCAGCAGAGCCCACCGCAGCCCGAGCCAGAGCCGCAGGAGCCUCGGGAGCGGGCGAAGGGGCUGUUCGCGGGCCGGGGCCCGGCUGUGGAGGGCGGCAUGAGGCCGCAGGCGGGGAGCGGGGGCCCGCCUCUGCCGCCUUCGCCCGUGGGCCCCGCGCCGCUCUGACCAUGCCCGGCUGAGGGGCCAGGCCACGCGACGGGGAGGCCCAGGAGCAGCAGCAGCAGCCGCCUCCGCCAUUGCCUCCGCCUCCGCCGCCCCCUCGUCCUCGGCGGCGCUCAUGCCCCAGGGCCCGUGGCGCCCCCUCGCCGUGGAGCCCCCCUCGCCGUGGAGCCGGCGCGAACGAUGAGCAGCCGCUGCCCCGCGGGAGGAGCCGGCUGCUGCUGCCGUCGCCGCCGCUGUGGCUGCUCCUGCUCGUGCGCCUGCUGCUGCUGCUGCUCCCGCCGCCGCUUCGGCCCGCGGGAGCCCGACAAGCCCUUCGCCGACUCGGAGCGGGCCCAGAAAUGGCGCCGCUCCCUGGCCUCGCUCCUCUUCUUCACCGUGCUGCUCUCCGACCACCUGUGGCUCUGCGUGGAGGCCCGGCAGGUCGCCGCCGGGAGGCACCGGGACCGCCCGGAGGCCCGCAGCGCCGACGCCGAGCAGUGCUUCAGCCUCCUGGGCGACGCCGAGGCCGCCUGCAGACAACUGCGGCCCCGAGGAGGAGGAGGAGGCGGCGGCGGCGGAGGCGCCUCCUCGGCCGAACUCUACCUGCCUUUUUGUAAUUCCUACACGCUGCGAGAGCUCUUCGCCGGCCUCCCUCGCCGCCGCCGCGGCCAGGACGCGAGGAACUGCACGCUGGACCUGGGGGCCCUCGAGGAGGAGGAGGAGGAAGAGGAGGAGGACUUGGAUGGGGACGGGGAGGAGGAGGAGGAAGGGGAAGGGGGCCCGCGGGGGGGACAGUGGCUCCGCUCUUGCCGCCGCUGCGUCCUGGCUUUCCAGAGCUACGACCAGCAAGCGCGGGAGCGUUACCGCGAGUUCGAGCUGGUGCUCCAGAAGUACCUGCAAGCCGAGGAGUACUCGGUGCAGUCGGGACCCGAGGAGUGCAAGAUGCCUUUCGGCGGCCUCCAUGGUAGUGUUGGCGCGAAGAUCACUGCAGAUGCAGACUGCAGCCAGGAAAUCAGAAGAUGUUUCCUUCUUGGGAGGAGAGCAAUGGCCAACCUUGACAAAAUAGUGAAGAGCAGAGACAUCACACUGGCAACGAAGGUCCGCAUAGUCAAAGCAAUGGUAUUCCCCAUAAUAACCUAUGGUUGCGAGAGCUGGACCAUAAGGAAGGCUGAGCGAAGGAAGAUAGACGCUUUUGAACUCUGGUGCUGGAGGAAAAUCCUGAGAGUGCCUUGGACCGCAAGAGGAUCCAACCAGUCCAUCCUGCAGGAAAUAAUGCCCAGCUGCUCACUGGAGGGAAGGAUACUAGAGGAUACUGAAGUAUUUUGGCCACAUCAUGAGGAGACAGGAAAGCUUGGAGAAGAUCACGAUGCUGGGGAAAAUGGAAGGAAAAAGGAAGAGAGGCUGACCAAGGGCAAGAUGGAUGGACGGUAUCCUUGAAGUGACUGGCUUGACCUUGAAGGAACUGGGGGUGGAGACGGCCGACAGGGAGCUCUGGCGUGGACUGGUCCAUGAGGUCACGAAGAGUCGAAAAUGACUGAAUGAGUGAGAUGUCGAAGACGAUGCUUAUGUAGCUAUAUCUAACUAGAAAGUGUACUCUUAACUGGUUUGAAGGGAGAAUCUCAGAUCACUUCUGCUACCAACAGCUAAACUUCAAAUAUUUUAACUUGAUUAGAAGUUUAGAUUGUGUUAAUUAGAUUGAGCUAGGUAAUUAAGCAUAAUCACAUUUUAAGGUCUGAAAGGAAUGUUUUGACAGACGUUUGAUAUUCUUUUUGUAAAAGAAUAUGGGAGGGGGAAUCUUUAAUGUAUUUAAAAGUAGCUAUGUAAUCUUCAAAUUAGUAAUGUAUUUGCAGAGUGAUAUUCAUGUAGUUUUUUCUAUGUGGUCUCACUGGGCCCAAUAACAAAUAUUGUUUGGUCUGUUUCUGGUUUUCUUGAAGUGAAAUGGGCUCCUAUAGAUUUAUCAAAGACUUGCAACAAAAUGCCCAAGGUCCACCAUAUAUGAUGACAGUUUCUAAUCCAUAGAUGUGAAUUAAAAAGCCAGAUUUUGAGAACAUGACCAGGUUUGUAGGAUAUCAAAACACUUGCAUUAUGCAUAAUAUGAAAAUUAGUUAGUAUGGCUAGUUGAUUCUGAGAAGCAUAGUGCAAAAGUAAUAUUUCCAAUGUUUUAUAUAUGUCACAAUUUUGUCGGAGUAGGACAUCCUCAGUCACAGCUGACUUUACUAAGGUGUUAAUUCCAUUGACUGAAAUUCAGCAUGGCUUUUCUGUCACAUUCCCUCUUGAGGAUGAGGAUCAUAUUUUGGGAAGGCUCUUGGAAUGUUUUCCACCUGACCUCUAAGGGAAGUUACUAUGGUUAACCAUGGUUGGUAUUGGUCUGGUUUCUACUUUGCAACCUUUCUUGGCGACCAAUAUCAUUAGAUAUACUUACACAGUUUUCUAACUUUUGUAUUACAUUGAGGUCCAUGCACUGUUGACUUGAAGGACCAUUCAAAAGCAGCAGGUUUGAAUGCAUGGAGUUUGAUACUAAUGUUGUGCUGACUUCUUUAAAACCCUAAAUAUUUGAUACACAGGUUAUUCCAAUAUCUGCCACUAACUACUGUAUAAUCUCCAACUUUCUUAAUUAAUCUUCUGUCAUUCCAUUUUUUGUUUACUGUUAAGAUGUCCCAGUUGUCUCUUGUCCUCUCACUUUUCCAUUUUGAUUCCAACUUAUGUCAAUGAACUGUAACUGCAAAAGUAGUUAUUCUCAGUUAACUCAGGGCCUUUCCAGACAGGCCUCAAUCACAGAGGAGCUGAGAUAUUAUAUCCCAGUCCCUCAUGAGAUUGAGGCUCCACACCUCUCCCAAACCUUGGGCUUGGGAGGGUUUUCCCUCCCCUCUAACCUCCCGAUGAGUCAUUUUGAAGGAUUUUCCUCCUUCCCCCUCCCAACGCCAGGAGCUUUUGCCGGAGGUAAAUGGAUGGUUGGGAUGGGAGGGUGGGGUGCCAUCCUGCUCCUUCAGGUUCUUGGAGCUUGAAGAACCAGGAUUGCAGUGGGGAUUGACCUCUGGCAUCGUGAAAGCAGUCCUGAGAGUCAAUCUUCACAGGGCCCACACCUGGAAAGAUCCUGACCUUACAUUAAGGUUUGGAUUUUACAAGUGUUUCAUUAAUAUGGAGUAACUGGAUUAAUUUGGGUUUAUCUCAGGCAUCAUUUGGACACCUCAGGUAAACCUGAGACAGGUCCUCCAUUUUUGACCUGUCUGGAAGCGCCCUCAGGAAGGCAGUGGUAUCUUCCCAGUGUAUUAUGGCAAAAUCCCACUGAAUUCUGUUUAAACUGCAUUGAAUUGCAUUAUAUGGGUCUAUGCUGACCAUAUAAUGCAGUUCAAACUUCAUUAUAUGGCAACAGAGAUCCAGCCUAAGAUUGGUUUAAAUCCUAGCAGUCUAGGGCUGUUAGCUUGCAAAAUGCCUCUUUAAUUAACUUGUCAGAAAUUAACACUUUGUAUGUAUUGAUAAUGAGAAACAAGUGACAUCAAUAAUGCUUUACUGUACAAAGGUGUUACUGUCACCAUUCAUUCAAAGCUUUAAAGGAUUGCAUGGUAAAGAACUAUUUUCUUCUUUAAAGAAACUUUCCUCCCCUAAACUCUUCUAUCAAUGUAAGCAUUGAUUGACAGCAAUUUGCAAGUAGUGCGGCUUAUGCAUAAUCAGAGUGUGGUUCAACUUAAAUACUUCUACAGGCAAGCAACUUUAUUAAAAUGUGUGUUCUAUCUCAUUAGCAGUUGUUUUUGCCAUAUCCUGCCUGGGCUUGUUCCAUACUUAAUGCUUAAAAAUCUCAAGUGGUUAAGUACAAAUAACAGAAAAACUAAAUGGGAACUGCAGAGAUAUGGCAAAUCAGUAGUGAUCUAAUUCCAUGAAGUGGUCUACUAAUCAGGUUCAAAUACCACAAAAGAGUGUCUUGCUUUCUAUACCUUUAGAGAACACAUAGAAAUGAUGGGUUAGUCAAAAAAAAAAGAUGGGAAUACAGUGUUCCCUCACUUAUCAGACCACCCGUGAAAAGUGAAAAUCCACGAAGUAGGGAUGCUAUAUUUGUGUUGUUUGCAAGUAACAUCUCUGUCCUCUCCUCACCUCUCAAGCACGCACAUGCAUGCUCCCGCUGUUGCCACUGCCUUGUGAGGCGAAAACAAAGAUGCUUCAGCCUCCUUUUCUCUCCCUUCCUUGGACUUCUCCUUAGGAAGGAAGUAGAAAGAGGGAUUUAUAAGGGAUUUAUAAUAUUUUUUAUGAAACUAGAAUAAGCCUUAAAUGGAGUUGCAGUCACUGCAAAAGACCACAGUUGGGAAUCUUCUUGAAUUGAGUACCAAUUGGAGAACUUCAUGUGGUGUUAUUAGGAAGGGUUUUUUAAAAAACCUUUUCCAUUUAGUAAACCAACUGUGAAUUUAUUUAUUUAUUUAUUUUAUUUAAAACAUUUAUAUUCCACCCUUCUCACUCCGAGGGGGACUUGGGGCGGAGCACAACAUAUAUACAGCAAGCACUCCAUGUCUGGAUAUAAAAUAAUUAUAACUAUACACAAACAUUAAAAUCAGUUAUAUCUACUUUUAAAUCAGCUGUUUAAACCAGCUCAAGACAUCAUGAUGGUUCUGGUCAGUGGAGUAGGUUUCCUAUUAUUGUCUCAUUGCACUGCCCCAAAGGCUUGGUCCCACAGCCAGGUCUUUUUCAACUUGCCUGGAAAUGAAUCAAGGUUUGUCAUAAUAGUUAAUCUUAAGGGAAGAUUAAGUGGGAAGCUUGUAAUGGCCUAAACUGAAUGAGGAGGCAAUACUCCACACAAACACACAUGGAAUGGAUAAAUUGUGGAGUUCCAGAAGGAAAAGAGAAGGAAAGUGGAGUAAGGGAGUCUUCCAAUGGGAGCUUAGGUUAGCAGUAAGUAUGACAGGAAAACAAGACAGUUGAUUGCUUAAUAGGGUUAUGCAAAUAUAUGUACAGGCAGUCCCCAUGUUACAAACAAGAUAGCAUCUGUAAGUUUGUUCUUAAGUUGAAUUUGUAUGUAAGUCAGAACAAGUACAUUUUAAGUGUACUUCCAGCCAAACACACACAGAAUUUUGGAUAGUUUAGGGAGGGGUAACACCCUUGUGGUAUUUGUUUUGCUGUCUGUGCUUCUGUUCAGAAGCUUUCACCUCACUUUCUGUCCCUGUGAUAAUUGAAUUUUGAAAAAAAAAGGCUUGUAGUGGAAAUAAGGAUUGGUGAUAAAGCUUAUUCCCCAGGAUAACUCUUACAGGAGUGAAUUUUCCUUCCUAGGGAUAGAUUUCUCUUAUGUCCUGUUCUCUCACCCCCAUUCUUAAAUAUUAAUCAUGUGUAAGUCAGAUGUUUGUAACUCGGGGACUGCCUGUAUAUCUUCAUACAUGCAGGGAACAAAAAAAAAGUUUUGUGUGACCUAAAAAUCUCUGAUACAGUGAACAUUAUAGAAAUGCCCUUUUGUAGCAAGGUGACUUCAGGGUGAGAGAACUGUGUUAAUCAAGACCAAUUUGAUCAAAAUGGGUGAAUAUGACAUGAACAGGAUCAAAUCUUGGCAGGGCAGUUCAUACUGGAGCCAGGAUAUAGUCCCCAUGUGAAUUCAACCUGAGUGUCUCAACAUGUCUAAUCUGUACGUAUACAAAACAAGACAUAGUUAUUAUCCUGAGAAAUACAAUAAAGUUGAGAGGAGACAUGAUAGACAUGUAUAAAUAUGUGAAAGGAUGUCACAAGGAAGAGUGAGCAGGUUUGUUGUCUGCUGCUCUUGAAACUAGGUCUCAGAGCAAGGGGUUCAAAUGACAGAAAAGGAGAUUCCACCUGAACAUUAGGAAGAACUUCCUGACUGUGAGAGCUAUUCAGCAGUGGAACUCACUGCCUGGGAGUGUGAUGGAAGCACCUUCCUUGGAAGCUUUUAAACAGAGGUUGGAUGGCCAUCUGUUGGGGGUGCUUUGAUUGUGCUUUUUGUGCAUGGGAGGGGGUUGGGCUGGAUGGCCCAUGUGGUCUCUUCCAACUCUAUGAUUCUAUGAUUCUAACUAUGUGGAGGACUAUGAACAUACAAUUGGUAUACCUGUUAAGUCUGUUAAGCUAUUGCUGGGCAACUUGAAUGUCCCUGAUCUACUUCAAUCUUUAGAACAGACUUUGCCAGGAAAAUCUUUCACUAGAGACCUUUAUUUUAUCCUCUUCAAAGUAGGACACAUGAACAACUAUCCCAGAAGUCUGUUAAAAAACAAUUGGCUUGCACGAUCAACUCAAUGCAGUAUGACACUACAGUAAAUGAGUGAAUCAUAGUAGGAAGGCUAAUGCUGUUUAGAGCAAUCACGUGAUAUUGAAGCAGCUCAUAUUUGAAGAAAGCCUUGUUUUAAGAUGUGAACCAGAAAUCAGUAGCCUGUGCUGGACUUUCCCACAGAUUGGACAUCUAAAUGAAGGCUAACAUGAAUUAAAUCCUUAUUAUGUUAGAAUACUUUUACAUAUAUGCAAACCCUUGUACUAAUCAUAUACAUUUUAUGAGAAUGGGCAGUUCACUUUCCUGCUUCAGGGAAAUUGGUAGCUUGGGGCUGCAAUUAGAUCUUUAGACUAAAAUGUCCAGAAUUGCUCAGCCAGUUGCUCAUGCUAGAUGAUUCAUUGUAAAGAAAAUUUGCACAUUUAUUACAAAUAUUGUAUGAAAGUAUCUUUGGGCUAUGUGUAUAAAGUAUACAGAAAACAUAAAUAUAUUUUGUGUUUAAUUUGGAUUUUCUUCACCAAGCUAUCUCAUUGUGUACAUAUACCUGUUUUUUAAAUGCAGGCAUUCCAAAAUCAAAAGCAUUUUGGGUCAUGAGCAUUUCAGACAAGGGAUACCCAUUCUGUUGUUGUAAUCCAAAAAGUAUUUUUUUCAAACUCUCAUCAAGGCUGUUCAUAUUACAGAAAUCACACGGAUGCCUCCAAGUUUGUAUGGUAUAUGGUGGCACCUCCACACACAGAGAAAAUCUAUAAGGUAUUAACUAUGUCAUUUUGUCAGUAUGUGAAUUGUUCUUGCAUUUGUGAGGAAAAUCUCCACACCAGUGCAGUCCAAGACUAGCUAUGGCUCUCCAUGUGAUAGCCAAGCACGUGGCAAGCAGUAGCUGAAUAUUAUAGUCUUAGAACUACUGUCCAUGCUUUUGUGCCCCAGAGAAAUCAUUUCUGUAAUGUGUUAUAUUUAGAGUGAUAACGUCUGUGAAGAAUGCACAGGCAUUACUGCCAGCAUAAAAUGUUACUUUGCCUGUUAGUUGGAUAAUAUAUUAGUUCACCCCCAUCAUUGUCAGUGGAUUUUUAAGUAAAAUUCAAAUUAUUGAUGUUGAUUUUCUAGGCGCAAUAUGAAUUAGUCCCUGUGUAUUGGUGUGGGAGGGCUGCUUCCACCUAAAAAUGAUUCUCUCUAUACUGCAAAUUGUUCUGAGAAAGUAUUAUUCCAUGUCUCUUGUUUGUGGGAAGUGAACUGUUGUCUAUAUGCAAAGGGGUUAUCUCAGCAGCAUCUACAAUGAAAAAAUAACCUGAAAUUUGGACAGAGAAAUGGAAGAUCCAGACCCAUGGCUCCCAAAAUGUGGAUAAGUGCUCUUAUCAGGCAUAGCGCCAUUUUCGGCAUGAAGAGGCAUUUUACAAAAGAAGCCCAUUGUUUGUCAAUUUCUUGUUGACUUUGUAUUUUUAAAAAAUUGGGACCAUUUUUCAUUUCAAACUGGUUUUGGGGACCACAAAUGUAUGGACCACAGUUUCCCCUCCCUUCCUAUGUGUAAACAAGAGAGAUGCCUGUGGAUCUCCUAUUUCUUUACCGGUUCUUCAUUUUUCCAUAGAAAAAUGUACAAAGUCAAUCCAAGGUGGAUAAAAGAAAUAACAUCACUUCUCCCUUAUCACGAGGAAGCAUGCAUCCCACUUUUUAGUGGUACAUAAAUGUUUAUUAACAUGCAAAAUGGUCUUACAAAAAUUAUUCUUACUCACAAGUAACCCCUUUAGCUGCUGCCCCCAGAUAAAUACAUGUCAAAAAUGAUGCAACUUUAACUUUAACCUGCAGUACAGGGCCAACAAGUUUAUUAAAAAUAAAGAAAAGCAUUUUCUAUCAAAUAUUGAUGCCAAUUGUUCCAUAGGGAGGAAGAAACAGAAAUAAAUCAUUUUUUGUUCACCUCAAGAGUUACCGAGAGACAUGUCAUUAGGAAUUAUUGCGCUUUUCUCUUGCCUAACUGAUUCUUUCUAACAGAUUUACUUUUCAGAGCUGUAAGGGGGUCCACAAAUUUCCUUCACAAUACCUUAGCUUUCCUGGAGCAGUCUGAAAAAUGGAGAAAUUAUUUACCUUGAUUUUUCUUCAUUGGCAUCUUCAAAAGCUUGCAUGUUGCUGAAAAGACAAUAAAAACUGACCUUUGCUAUUGUACAACAUAGAUUGGCACCUUCACAUUUCAACCAUAAAUCUUGUAUUUGAUCUUAGACUCAAACAUAAAACCCCGAUCUGCUGUCUCCACAAGAAUUGGGCCACAUGACUGUUGUGCUCAUGCAUUUCAGCUCUCAGCCUUGCACAAAAUGUGAAAAUUGACUUCACCUUGUGUCUAUAUUGUUUUUUUAAAUUCAAAAUUGAAUGAGUUUUUUUAAUUUAAAAAUCACACUGACCAGUAUUGAUGCAAUGGACAUGCCACUUUACAUAUAAUAUCCAUAAAUGAAAGAGAGAUGUAUUGGAUUCUUCUAUUUGAUAUUGUUAACUGCUGUAAAGUUGACUUCAAUGUAUGAUAGCCCUGUUCAUGAGAGGCCUCCAAGUAACCCUGUCAUCAACAUGCCUGGUCUGAUCUUGCAACUCAUGGUAGUGGCUUCCUUGAUUUUUUCUGUCCAUAUAUUGCAAAGGAUUUUGUUGUAGAGGUUUGAGCAUAGGUUUGCUUGCAUGGAAAUUAAUGCCUGUGGUUACUACAAACUCUAAUAUCCCAUUUCUUGGGAACUGGAAUGUAUAUUGAGUGUUCAUUGUUUUGUUUUCCAUAUCUGUUCAUAGAAUUUAGUUUGUUUUUGAAUUAGAAACUCCCAAACACUUUAAACUAGGGUCCUUUUUGCCAAGAGCAAAGCAAAUAAGCAAAAAGAGAGGCUAUAAUGCAAUCAAAUAUAUACUUAAAUUCACCUCCAGAGCAACAGAGAGUGAUGUGCCAUUUUUUCCAUUGAUGGAAGCACUGCAGGCUGCUAGAGCUCUGGAAUGGCACAGUAGGUCCUCCAGGCUGUAGAACAACCCACCCCAUCCUUGAUGGCACUUGGUUUGACAGAAUGACAGAAUUAUAGGCCUUCUUUAUUUGCAAAGUUAAGGUAAACUGAGGCAAGAGCUAGCCUAAGCAAGGAGUGCUUCCCCAUGUAGGACUGAUAUUUGAGGCAGAGAAGAAUUAAUGUGCACUUUAGAUUGAAGUGAGGGAAUUAUUAAGAAUGGCUUCCUCGCUAGAUGUAAGGGAUGUUUUGUGGUUUGGUGAGGAGGUGCAGUACAUAUAAAAGCAGCAAUAUAUUAGUGUGUCUAUACAAGCCAGUGGAGUGAUGUAGAGGUAACGAUAAUCAAAGAAGGAUAUCUCGUUCCUUUAAUCUGUCAUGCUUUUACUCUGUCAACCCAGGUGGCUUCAAGAAAGGGGAAACUUCUCUUUCUGCCUUCAUAGCUGCAGCCUUCUCAGUCAGACAAGAGAAACAGAGGAGGAGAAAGAGCUGUUGCCAUCAGUCAACAGAUCACUUUAAUAUGGGAAGGAUCCAGAAAAGCUCUACAGUGCAACUAGAGUUGAAUAUGUUGAAAUAACUGAAGGCAUAACAUUCAGAUGGGAAUCGUAAUGGGAACAGAAGUAACUAAGCUGUGGCUUGAUCCUUCAGAACAUUUUCUGACAUACUUGAUAAUUUUGUAUUAAAUUUCCCCCUGCCCAAUAAAAUUUCAAUAGAAAUCAGCACUGGACAGCUCUAAUUGAAGUAUCUCAAGAACUAGAACCUUUAUCAUUAAGUUUCUAUCAAUUUCAGACAGAUUUAUAUUACUCCUCAUUAUCUGGUAUAACCAUUUCAUAAUGACAUUGCUGUUCAUUCUGGUUUUGUUCAAAUCAAGUCAUUCUAUAUUAAUACUUCACAGGCAUCCCUUUUGAACUUACCAGUGUGAAAUAAAAUAGGAAUCCUAGGUUUUCUUCCAGCUCAUAUCAUAACAGGUAACAUAACGUAUAAAGCUUAGGUUUGGAAACAUCUGAAGAAUACAGGAAAUACUCAUAUUUCAGGUCUUUAUGUGACUUGAUAUGAUACUUUAGGAGCUAAGUGUUCUCUCCAGACUCUUUGAUGGUUAAUUUUAGUGUCAAUAAAAGUAUUCCCUUGAUUUUUAUGAACACGUUACAUAUUGAUUGACAAUAGCAAGCAACAGUAAACCCUAAUAUUGUAGCUUGGCAUUCUCUUUUAAAAAGAGAUCUGCCUUUGCAUUUGGCUUAUCUUUCUGUUGUAACAUAUUAAGGCUGAUAUAUUUUUAAGUAGUAGUUUAAAACCUUAAAAACAAACAAUUAUGUGCACAAAAAGCAGUUACUCCUUUCCAAAUAAUUUUAUCUAAGCCAGUUAAACCAUAUGACCCAAAUUGGUUCUCAAAUGGAUCUGUGUUGGCAUUGUUAUUUUCAUAUCUUCAUACAUCUUUAUGAUGGAUGCAGGGAGAAGAACAUCUACUUUAAAGAAAUUCACAAAUCGCAUCACGUGCAAUUGGAAACCUAACUUGGAAACAUUACUUUGGCAAUAAUAUCAGUUUCAGGAGGCAGUCAUUUCACUGAAAUUGUUCAGAUCCCAUCUGUAUGGUGUCUGAGAGAACUGCCUUUAAUCUUGAAAGGGGAAUUGCAAUUGAACAAGACAGCAGUAGACAAGCAAGCAGUGAAACCAAAUCAGCCAGGGUUGACAGUGGCCCAUUAAAGCUGUUAAAGAUAAGUCAUGUCCCAUUUUGAAGGACUCUGUGUAAAUGUAUAACAAAAAGAGGCUAGGCUGAGCUUGGGCCCAAGGAAAAAUAAGCAUAACAAAAUGCUGACACCAUUCUAUAGCCAUAUAAAUGUUGUUGUUAACUGCUGUCAAGCCAGCAUCAACUAUGGCAUUCUUAUGAAUGAAGAUCAAAGGUAUAUACAUAUGUAAGAUCACCAUAAGUCAAAAAACUUCAUCACUUUGAGGUUCCUACUGCAGGUGACAGUGGGGAAAUUCACCAGACAGUGUGGCAAAUCCAUGGGGGCAGGGGGGAAAAUCGUCAUUCCCACACCCCACAUCACCGUGUUCCCCAUCUCAUGGAGGGAAAGUAUCCCCACCUGGCUUCUCCCCAUGCUGGCCCCAUUGUAGGCUAUGAGAACAUGGGUAGCCAGCCACUCGUGUUCUCAGGGUCUGUCCUAGGACACUAUCCUGGUGUUUUCGGUUAAGUUGCUAUUGUGUUGUUUCAUUAUUAUUGUUUGUUUGUCUUUGUGCUUUGCUAGUGAUAAACCCCAAUAAAAAUUAUUUGCAAAAAAAAAAAAAAAA
Anolis carolinensis (green anole) is the source of this 12353-nucleotide messenger RNA. RefSeq names its product NALCN channel auxiliary factor 1 (gene nalf1). Lineage: Eukaryota; Metazoa; Chordata; Lepidosauria; Squamata; Anolidae. The record is from RefSeq and is a predicted model, not a curated record. Gene Ontology annotation, cellular component: plasma membrane. Gene Ontology annotation, molecular function: stretch-activated, monoatomic cation-selective, calcium channel activity. The transcript is spliced from 3 exons. The coding region runs from base 1134 to 2369 and encodes 411 amino acids. Gene Ontology annotation, biological process: calcium ion import across plasma membrane.